UUUAACCUGAUCAGUCAGAGAUUGUAUUGUGCAUUACUGUGAGAGCGUGGGCUCCAGAGACAAACAUUUGCCUUAAAGGCACUGGAGAUAUGAACACCAUCGACGCGCAGAUCCAUAACAAUAGUAACGCUGCUGUCAACCCUCUCCAGCAACUGCCAAAAAGCGCGCACGAGACACCGGAUAUGGCCGUGUAUUGUGACAACUUCAGUGUUUACCACCAACAGAGUCUACCUGCGGCGCAGAGACCAGCGGGCUACGGCCUGGGGGACUACGCGACCCCAAACCCAUACCUGUGGCUCAAUGGACCCAGUGUCAACUCGUCUUCGUCUUACAUACAUGGCAACAACAACUCCUCAUUCAUCCCUCCAUCUUACGGCUCUCAGAGGCAAUAUCUAACCAACUCCGGGUUCGCUGGUCCGGACCUGGGCUGGCUCUCCAUCGCGAGCCAAGAGGAACUUUUAAAGCUCGUGCGCCCGCCUUACUCGUACUCAGCUCUGAUAGCCAUGGCAAUACAGAACGCGCACGAGAAGAAGUUAACUUUGAGCCAGAUAUAUCAAUAUGUGGCGGAUAAUUUUCCUUUUUAUAAGAAAAGUAAGGCGGGAUGGCAGAACUCCAUCAGGCACAACCUUUCCCUGAAUGACUGCUUUAAAAAAGUUCCGCGGGACGAAGAUGACCCAGGAAAAGGAAACUACUGGACUCUAGACCCCAACUGUGAAAAGAUGUUUGACAACGGCAACUUCCGUAGAAAAAGGAAGCGCAGGUCUGAUUCCAGCACAGGUGUUGCCAACAACACAAAAGCGGAGGAGGAUCGACAUCUCGCAGGGAUCAAGACCACUGACAGCCCUCACCUGACCGGACCCGCAUCUCCUGACACUGAAGCGGCCAGUGACAGACACAAGGGCGCGUCUCCGGCAGGCCCUGCGAGCGCUCCGUGCUUCCACAAUUUCUUCAACAGUAUGUCAGCCUUAAGCUCGUCCUCAGCUCCGACUAGCAGACAGGGCCCUCUGGGGCUGGUAAACGAACUUUCAAGCCGAAAUAUCAGCGCCUUGAGCCCGUACCACGCCAGCUCAGCACCUGAGGCAGGUGGAGCGAGUGAGCUGCAGGACAGCGUGCACGUGAACCGUGGAAUGUACUGUAACUCUUUCACUGGGGGCCAGAGCGCGCAGUUCACCGGACACUUCUACAACAGCUUCAGUGUGAACAGUCUCAUUUACAAUCGAGACGGAACGGAGUUAUAAAUCUGUUAUGAAUUCAGGAUGCGUAUGAUUUUUAAUAAGAAAAACUAUAUAUUAUUUCAACACUGUGUAUGGGCUGCUGAAAUGCGCUAAGCAGAUUCAUUUAACAUUCAUUUAAACGCGACAUUUACGCACUGAGAGCCACCAAAUGAGUGUAAUCUGGUGUUAAACACUGGUCAAAACUUUUUAUUCUGUGAAAAAUCUUUUGACUUAUGCAUUGGAUUUUGAUGUGUUAUUUUAACAUUUCCAUAUUAUGUGUAAAUUUUUUGAUCAUGCACUAAUUUAAAUAGAUUUAUCCGUUUAGUUUGAAUUUAUGAUAGUCUUAAACAAUAGUUUGAUGGAGGGAUUGCCUUGGUAUUCAUGAUUGCCAAGAUUCAGUAUUGACCAAUAUUGAAAUAAGUUCUGUGUCUCCAUUUUUUUUUAUUUCUAUUGUGUAUUUUUGUAAAUGCAGUUGAUUUGUUAUAUACACUUGUUUUUAUCUAUUUAUGUUAAGUUAUGUAUCUUGCAGUGUCCUUUAAAGAGAGGAAUAUGUGGUCUGGUAAGCUAUGAACGGUUAAAAUGAAACUUUUACCUUCAAGGUAAGGUAAUAAGUGAAUAAUCAAAUGUCAUUGUGCUACGAACUCACUUGAUUUUAAAUAAUAUUUCAUAGGUGAUGAUCUUUACACACAGAAAAAAAAGUCACUACAUUUUUACUUUUUCGCAGUUUUUGCAAAAUAUUCAUUUUAAAAUAAAAUAAGAAUUCCAAAUCCGAAUCUAAAUUUAUGCUUGUUUCCCCUCUCAAACAACUCCUGAAUCUAUGGCCUGUAAAUGUCAACUGUGCACAUAAGAUCUAAACUAAAAAAACAACAAUUGCACUUUUAAUAUGACUUUACAAACCUACUGUAUGUUUGACAAAGUUGGCAUUAAUUUAAUUCAAGCGUUAAAAUGACAAAGUAAAAAAAAGCAACAAAAGGCAAAUGUGGAACAUAUUCUAAAAACUAUAUUUACAAACGAAACUUCAACAAACACCUCAGCAUAUAGGCAAUAUAUAUAAAUAACACCAACAUAUAAUUUUCCAGUUUUAUUAAUUUUCAAUUAGACAGCUGUGAAGCAUAUGGACACUGACUCAAACAUUUUCAAGUAAAACAUUUUUAUGAAUUAUUUUAUAUAGAAUAGUGACAAUUUUGUCUUUUUCUUUUAGGUGAAAUUACUUACCCACGCUUUUUUCAAGAACUUGGUAGUUCAAAACAAAAUGAGCAAACUUGUAUAUGAGUAACCUGUAUGACUAAAUAUUCCUGACUCUAACACAGUCGGAGUUGCACAAUGUACAUUUUCAAAUCUCUGAGACUCUCUGGUUAAGUAACAUCAGCAUACUGUCAGUCCUGCGCAGAGCUGGGGUGUAUUUCCAAAUGGCGUUUCUGGGACAAUACAGUACAAGAAACAAAGAAACAUGCACUUAUAACAAAGCUGAGGUUUCUGUCUUAUUACCCAGUGCUACAGAAACAAUACCACCAUUGUUCUGUGAGUACCAGAACGGCUCUUACUAUAUGCUUGUGUGUUAAAAUACCAAAUUUGAUUGCAUACAUCUCUCCAAGUAUAAAAUGAUUUGUCUCAUUGAUAUCUUAAUGAUUUUUACAGUCUUUAAUCUACAAAGACCACAUGUACAGAACAAGUUUUGAUGGCAUUAAAGCACACUGUGAGAUGAAUUAAAAGGGUUUGCCCA
Molecule: messenger RNA, 2937 nt
Organism: Carassius gibelio (silver crucian carp)
Lineage: Eukaryota; Metazoa; Chordata; Actinopteri; Cypriniformes; Cyprinidae
Product: forkhead box protein I1c-like
Exons: 2
Coding region: 90-1238 (382 amino acids)
Biological process (GO): cell differentiation; anatomical structure morphogenesis; regulation of transcription by RNA polymerase II
Molecular function (GO): DNA-binding transcription factor activity, RNA polymerase II-specific; RNA polymerase II cis-regulatory region sequence-specific DNA binding
Source: RefSeq, a predicted model, not a curated record